Molecule: messenger RNA, 4325 nt
Organism: Onychostruthus taczanowskii (white-rumped snowfinch)
Lineage: Eukaryota; Metazoa; Chordata; Aves; Passeriformes; Passeridae
Gene: ADD2
Product: adducin 2
Exons: 14
Coding region: 63-2189 (708 amino acids)
Biological process (GO): barbed-end actin filament capping
Cellular component (GO): plasma membrane; cytoskeleton; postsynaptic density
Molecular function (GO): actin filament binding
Source: RefSeq, a predicted model, not a curated record
CCCCAAUCUGUACCCCGGGGGUGCUGACGCCGCGUGUCCCCGCGUGUCCCCGUGUCCCCAGGAUGAGCACGGCCGCCAGCCCCGAGCCCCUGCCCGAGCCCCCCGCCCCCGGGCCGCGCUGCCCCCCCCAGGAGGACCCCGAGUUCCUGCGGGCGCGGAGCGGGGCCGGGGACCUGCGCCAGGACUUCAACCUGAUGGAGCAGAAGAAGCGGGUGACAAUGAUCCUGCAGAGCCCGUCCUUCCGGGAGGAGCUGGAGAGCCUCAUCCAGGAGCAGAUGAAGAAGGGGAACAACUCGUCACACGUGUGGGCACUGCGGCAGAUCGCCGACUUCAUGGCCACCACGUCCCCUGCCGCCCUGCCCACCUCCCCCAUGGGGCUGGCGUCGGUCACCCCCAUCAAUGACCUGCAUGGGACAGAGGGGCCAGCACUGGCCAAGGGCGAGCGGCUGAUGCGCUGCAAGGUGGGCAGCAUCCACCGCCUGCUGGACCUGUACGGCUGGGCACAGCUGGGACACGCCGCUGUCACCCUGCGGGUCAGCAAGGAGCAGGAGCACUUCUUGGUGGCCCCGCAGGGGCUGGCGUGCAGCGAGGUGACAGCGGCCAGCCUGGUGAAGGUGAACGUUCUGGGGGCCGUGGUGGAGCAGGGCAGCACCGGCUUCGCCCCCGACGCUCGCAGUUUCAGCCUGCACGCCGCGAUCUACGCGGCGCGCCCCGACAUCCGCUGCAUCGUGCGGCUGCACACCCCCGCCGCGGCCGCCGUGUCGGCCAUGCGCUGCGGGCUCCUGCCCAUCUCCCGCGCCGCUCUCCUCCUGGGGGACGUCGCCUACUUCGACUUCCGCGGGGAGGUGGAGGACGAGGCCGAUCGCGUGGAGCUCCAGAAGUGCCUCGGGCCCACCUGCAAGAUCCUGGUGCUGCGGAACCACGGCGUGCUGGCGCUGGGCGACACGGCCGAGGAGGCUUUUUACAGCACCUUCCACCUGCAGGCGGCCUGCGAGGUGCAGGUGUCGGCGCUGGCGAGCGCGGGCGGCGCGGAGAACCUGAUCGUGCUGGAGCGGGCGGCGCAGCGCGGGCCCCACGGGCCGGGGGCCGUGCGCCGCGCCGGGGCCACCUUCGGGCCCCUGCACAAGAGCCGCCUGGGCGAGCACGAGUUCGAGGCCCUCAUGAGGAUGCUGGACAACCUGGGCUACCGCACGGGCUACACGUACCGCUACCCCUUCGUGCAGGAGAAGAGCAAGCCCAAGAGCGACGUGCUGAUCCCCGCCACCGUCACGGCCUUCGUCUUCGAGGAGGAGCCCGCCGGGACCCCUGCCCUGCGCCAGCACGCCCAGAAGCAGCAGAAGGAGAAGACCAGGUGGCUCAACACCCCCAACACCUACACCAGGGUCAACCUGGCCGAGGAGCCGCAGGGCAGCGCCGGCGGCCAGAGGACAAAGACCACGUGGCUGCGGGCAGACGAGGUGGAGAAGGGCAGCAGUGGGACCCCCAUCCGCAUCGAGAACCCCAACCAGUUCGUGCCGCUCUACACAGACCCGCAGGAGGUGCUGGAGAUGCGCAACAAGAUCCGCGAGCAGAACCGCCAGGAUGUGAAAUCAGCCGGGCCCCAGUCGCAGCUGCUGGCCAGCGUCAUCGCCGAGACCAGCCGCAGCCCCUCCACUGAGAGCCACCUGGGGGACGCAGAGGCCAAGGAGGGCAGGGAAGAGGCUCCCCCCGAGCCAGAGCCCCCCAACCCCUUCAGCCAGCUCACGGACCAGGAGCUGGAGGAGUACAAGCAGGAGGUGGAGAGGAAGAAGCGCCUGCAGGGCGAGAGGGACGCGGCAGCAGAGGACAGCGGGGCUCCCCCUCCAGAGCCACCCCCUCCGGAGCCCCCAGCGCCUGCGGAGCCAACGGAGGGUGAUAAGAAGGCCGAUGGUGGCCAAGCCCCCCCUGAUUCCACUGCCAAGAAGGAGCCACCAGCGGUGGUGAACGGGAAGGAUGAAGAGCAAAGCACUGAGGAAAACCUUGGAAAAGGGGGGACAGACCGGACAACCACCAACGCUGACCAGGACGCCCCCAAGGAGAAGGAGACAGUGACCAGCAACCCGGUGUCCCCCGACGGUUCACCCUCCAAAUCACCCUCCAAAAAGAAGAAGAAAUUCCGGACCCCGUCCUUCCUGAAAAAAGGCAAAAAGAAGGAAAAGAUCGAAUCCUGAGUCUCCCGAGGCCUCGCGCGUGGGAUCCCCGGGAUCUCUGAGACCCCCGGAACCCGGCUGUUUUCCGGGCCCUCCUGGCACAAGGCACCUGGUCCCCCUUGUCACCCGCCUCUGGGGGCGGUCACCGAGCUUAGAGAGACUGUGGUCCCCGUUUGGGGAAACUCCCGCUGCACCUCCCUCCCCCCUCUCCCUCCUGGGCUCCGGCCCCUUCCCACCGUGGGCCGAGAGUUGGGUUUUCUCCACCAGAGCCCAGAUCUGCUUGAUUUGAGGAAGAAAAGGGUGUUUUGUGGUUAUUUUCUUCACCUUCUGUUUCAAGCUCUGCUGGAAUGGCGCUGGCUUCAUCCCCAGGGAAAACUGUCCGUCGCUUUGCCAGGAGAACGGGAUCGAGCUGAAGGCGGGGGAUUGCUUUUCCUCGAGGAGGAGCUGAGGUUUUUCCUCCCUGGAUUGUAAUCUUCCUCUCCGUGGGCUCAAGAACCACUUCAUCCCCUUCUCCUGGUAUUCCCAGCCUGUGUUUUCCCCACCCAAGGAAGAGCAGCAGGAUUUCCCACCGCUGGAAAAGCCCCCACCUCACUGCACGACCCGCACCUGGGAAAAUAGGGAAAAAAAAAAAACCCUCCGGGAAUUGUCUGUGUUGUUUAAAACUGAGCAAAACUCACUCACUAAGUGCUACUUCGGGAUGAACACACGCUGCCAGUUCCUGCUGGCCUCUGCUCACGGCCACGCUGGCCCCCUGCUUUUCCCAGCUCUGGAAUUCCCAGCACAAGUUCCAUCCUUCCUGGCGUUCCCUUCCCUCCCAGCGUUACAACCUCCUGGCUACGCCCUGCCCGGGAGAGCCCCAGCCGUGCCCGUGUCCCCCACAGCCCUUCCAGCGCUGGGAUUUGGGGAUAAAUCACCGGGAUCAGCCCCACAUCCUCCCCCUUUCCUGGGGGGCUCGCCCUGAGCCUUGCUGCGUCCAUGGAGCCCUGCCCAGGAGGUCUGGAAUGCCCCAGAACCCCUGUUUGGGGCUCCCCCACCCCAGCAGGGUUUUCCCACGUGCCAUCACCGUGGUUUCAAACCCUUUCACUGCUGUGAGACAGCUCGUGGGGGUUGGAUCCCCUCUGGAAGAGCAGGAAGCCCAUGGAACAGGGGCUGCAGGAAACAGCAGGGAGAGCCCAGGCAGGGAUCUUGACAGAGCCCCAACCUGAGCCUGGAUUUUGGGAAGAGCCUUUGCCCUGCCCAGUGUCCCCCCAGAGGUCCCCAUCCCACUCCUGCAGGAUGGGGGGCACCGAGAGGACACUCUGAGCCCCUAAACCCUGUCACUGGGGGGGCUGUUCCUCACUGCCACUGAUUUUAAGGCUCUUUGAGGCCAUUUUUGCCCCUGGGCCUGUUCCACCCGGGUGACCCAGGGCAGCAGAGCCUGCAGAGACAGCCGUGUCACCUCCCUGGGGUAGCACUGUCACACCUGGGGGCAAUUCCUGAAUGACAGCACUGCCACACCCCCAGCCCAACCCGGGGGCUCCCCCAGGGGUUUUGUUCCCACUUUGUUAUUGGAAGUGUGUCCCCAGGGCCUUUGUCACCCCUUUUCUCCCCAAGGUUCUGUCCCUGGGGCCUUUGUCACCCCUUUUCUCCCCAAGGUUCUGUCCCUGGGGCCUUUGUCAACCCUUUUCCCAAGGGCCAAAAGCUUUGCAGGGAUUGACUUCCCUCUCCAUGAAAUUCCAGGGAGCUCCAGGUAGAAAGGGACGAAGGCUCCAGUGCCACCAUCAUCACCAUGAUGGAGAGCAACAGAGCCAUGAUCACACCCCGGGACCACCCCUCGGGAAAUUCCCCCAGCCCACCACCCUGCCUCCCCCUCCCCUCGCUCCAGCACGGCUCAGGGUAAGGCAAAUCCCUGAUCCAGGACCUCCACAUCCGCAACUCCGCUGGAAAACAGGGGCUGAUGCCACCUUGGCAGCGGGGAAGGGCGAGUCCAGCUGGGCUCAGCACCUCUCCUCCCACCCGGGGCUGCCCACCGGGAAAGGUCCGGGUGGCAGGGUGGGCGUUGGACCCCCGGAAUGGCACCGGGAGGAGCCGGGGUGUGGCAUGUCCCCGCGUGUGACAAUCGCGGCCGGGAGCGCGCGGAACGCCGGUGUAAAUAAACCCCGUGUUUGGCACCCGGCA